Eleginops maclovinus (Patagonian blennie) is the source of this 1753-nucleotide messenger RNA. RefSeq names its product syntaxin 11a (gene stx11a). NCBI's taxonomy places the organism in Eukaryota, Metazoa, Chordata, Actinopteri, Perciformes, Eleginopidae. Gene Ontology annotation, molecular function: SNAP receptor activity; SNARE binding. The transcript is spliced from 2 exons. The coding region runs from base 136 to 996 and encodes 286 amino acids. The record is from RefSeq and is a predicted model, not a curated record. Gene Ontology annotation, cellular component: presynaptic active zone membrane; endomembrane system; plasma membrane. Gene Ontology annotation, biological process: synaptic vesicle fusion to presynaptic active zone membrane; exocytosis; intracellular protein transport.
GCAGAGUGUGUGUGUGUGUGUGCGUGUGUGUGUGUGUGUGUGUGUAUAUAACGGAGAGAAAGAGGAAAUGAGUGUUUCCGUCUCUCUGCUUCACUCACAGCAGCUCUCAGAGGUCAGAGGUCAGAGUGCUGCAGGAUGAGGGACCGACUGACUGAGUUGCAGACCUUCAAACCUGCCGAGCAGGAGCACCGCCUGCAGGGCGAGGAGGAGGAGGAUGAAGACCUGGCCGUGGUGUUCGAGGGCGAGGAGGUGAUGGACAGCGUCUACAAGGAGGCGCAGGCGCUGAGGAAGGAGAUGCAGCUGCUGAAGCUGGACGUGAAGCGGCUGGGGAAGCAGAACAGCCGCUUCCUCACCUCCGUCCGCCGGAUCAGCAGCAUCAAGCGGGACUCCAACGCCCUGGGGAGGGACAUCAAGAGCCGGGGGGAGGCGCUGUACGCCCGGCUGCAGAAGCUGGGGAGGCAAAGCAAAGACCUGGAGGAGGAGCACGGCCCGGCAUCCGCCGUGGCCCGCAUGGCGCGGUCGCAGUGCGUCUCUCUGAACACCGCCUUCCACCAAGCCAUCUCCGAGUACAACGAGGCGGAGAUGGUCCAGCGGGAGAACUGCAAGACGCGCAUCCAGCGGCAGGCGGAGAUCAUGGGGAGAGAGGUGAGCCGGGAGCAGAUCGAUGACAUGAUGGAGACCGGGAAGUGGAACGUGUUCUCCGACAACCUGCUGCUGGAGGGCCGCUCGGCCCGCUCGGCGCUCAACGAGAUAGAGAGCCGGCACCGGGAGCUGCUGGAGCUGGAGGCGCGGAUCCGGGACAUCCACGAGCUGUUCGCCCAGAUGGCCCUGCUGGUGGAGGAGCAGGGCUGCAUGCUGGACAACAUCCAGGCCAACGUGGGGGCCACGCAGGACUACGUGGCCAAGGCCACUGGGCAGAUCAAGAAGGCCGUGCAGUACCAGAGGAAACACCCCUGCAGGAUGCUGCUGUGCUGCUGCUGCCCCUGCUGCAACUGACCCCCCCCCCCCACACCCCCCCAGGGUCUUUAGGUUAUUUAUUCGAAAGGAUUCACACCACAUGCUCUUCAUCUGAAAAAUCCUGCCUGUUUCCAUUGCCUUCUCCCCACACUUUACAUCGCAGGAACAACAUCCACAUUCUAGAAAUCUUACCCAUCAUUAAUCUAUAUUCUGGAGCACUGGGAUGGAACCGGUGCUCCCAUGAUCCCCCACUGAGCCCCCGCCGCCCACGGCUGCAAAAAGGUAAAGACUUCCAUACUAACAUUCUGAAUUAUGGGUUAUAUAGGCCUCCCAGCCCCCAGCCUCCCAGCCUCCAGCCCCCAAGCCUCGCAGUGCUCAGCAAAUUACACAAUAGAUUCAUUACAAUAGACACGCUCAGAUUACCCAGCAUGCAACGUGUUUCCCUUUUAAAACAAAACAUUUUCAAUGCAGAUAACGUGCUUUGAAGAUGUUUAAAUCAAAUGAGCCUUAAAAACAACAACAGCAGCAGCAGCAGCAGCAGCAGCAGCAGCAAGCUGAGAGAGCUCCUGUUCCUCUCCUGUACUUCUAUAGAUGUUAGUGCAUGUAAACGGUCUACAGAGGCUAACAUCCCAAAGUUCUGGGACAUAGAACUGAUUGCUCCUAUUGGCUGGCGCUCCAACACAUUGUAAGUGACAGGCUAAGGGGGCGGGACAUCUUUAAGCGGGUUGACCAAUCAUAACAGAGCCACCCCCCCCCCCCACCCUGCAGACUAAAUGAGGCUAAUGGCGGCCCCCCC